Molecule: messenger RNA, 606 nt
Organism: Aspergillus affinis
Lineage: Eukaryota; Fungi; Ascomycota; Eurotiomycetes; Eurotiales; Aspergillaceae
Exons: 3
Coding region: 1-606 (201 amino acids)
Source: RefSeq, a predicted model, not a curated record
AUGCUCUUCGCACGUGCCAAUCUACUCCGCGCAUCUAUGCGAGCCGCCGGCUCCACAGCCCGUCGACCGGCGCAGCAGCUCGCUCGUCGAACAUACGCCUCAGGACACUCGCACGAGGCGAAGAAGUCGAGUGAUUUGCCAUGGCUCCUCGGAUCCGUAGGCCUUGGUGGUCCCGCGGCCUUCUACCUGAUUCAAAGCAGACCGCAGAAGCAAUCGCACGGCCACCACGGUGAUGCCCACCACGACGCUUCGGAGGACGCCGAGAAGAAGGAGGCCGAGACGUCUGCCCAAGAGGCGGAUGCGCAACCCGACCGGGACGCCGAACAGAAGACUGAGCAGGCUUCUGAGCCGAAGAGCGACGAGGGAUCGGGCGACGACAAGCCUAAGGGUGGAUCGCUGGGCGAGCCGCCUUCGAAUGCGGACCAGCCUGAUAGUCGUAAAGAGCCUGGCGACUCGGCCAGCACGUCGGCUAAGCAGGAGGGUAUUUCCAACUCCACCACAGACAACCCCUUCGUAAACGAGCCGGGGAAGAGCGUCAAGGGCGAGGGUGAGACGGAGACGGCCAAGGUCAAGGGCACUGUUUCUCCCGAACGGCCCCAGGCUUAG